AUGGCGUGGUAUUGUUCUGGACAAACAAACAGCGAACUGAUCGAGAACCUGUUCGAGGCAGGUCUCAUCAAGAAUGAACGAGUAAAGAAUGCCAUGCUAGGCGUCGACCGCGCUCAUUAUGCGCCCUCCGCCCCAUACUCCGACUCCCCUCAGCCGAUCGGAUACAGCGCCACCAUCUCCGCUCCCCAUAUGCAUGGCCAUGCCUGCGAGUAUCUCAUCGAUUUCCUCCAUCCCGGCUCUCGUGUCCUGGACAUUGGCUCCGGAUCAGGCUACCUCACUCACGUAUUCGCAAAUCUGAUCGAUGGCCCAUCUACCGGCAAGGACGGCUACGUCGUUGGAAUCGAUCACAUCCAAGAACUCGUCGACCUCGCGAAGAAGAACAUGAGCAAAUCCCCCGAGGGCCGUAAAAUGCUCGAGUCGGGAAAAGUCAAGUUCGUCACCGGAGACGGACGCAAAGGUUGGCCGGAAGACGCGCCUUACGAUGCUAUCCAUGUUGGGGCCGCGGCUGAUAAGCUCCAUCCUGUUCUCGUGGAGCAGUUGCGUGCUCCGGGACGCCUGUUCAUUCCUGUAGAGUCAGAGGAAGGUGGUGGAGCGGCGCUGAGUGCCCUCGGUUUGGGCGGUGGUCAGUAUAUCUGGGUCGUAGAUAAGAAGGCUGAUGGCUCCGUACAUAAGGAGAAGGUCUUUGCGGUUAGCUAUGUGCCACUUACUGAUGCGCCUCCAAGAUGA
Molecule: messenger RNA, 726 nt
Organism: Paecilomyces variotii
Lineage: Eukaryota; Fungi; Ascomycota; Eurotiomycetes; Eurotiales; Thermoascaceae
Product: protein-L-isoaspartate O-methyltransferase
Exons: 2
Coding region: 1-726 (241 amino acids)
Biological process (GO): protein modification process
Cellular component (GO): cytoplasm
Molecular function (GO): protein-L-isoaspartate (D-aspartate) O-methyltransferase activity
Source: RefSeq, a predicted model, not a curated record